Brugia pahangi is the source of this 1119-nucleotide messenger RNA. The record is from the annotation of a GenBank genome assembly. NCBI's taxonomy places the organism in Eukaryota, Metazoa, Nematoda, Chromadorea, Rhabditida, Onchocercidae.
AUGCAGAUGCUUCCAUUAGCAGCUUAUAGCAUCCAGCGAUGCACGGUAUGCACGGUACCAGGUGCUUGUUUAUAUAUUCCGAAAGCACUGGCAUCCGGACGAUGGUGGCCUCAACCACUGCGAGAUAUAUAUUACUGCCGCAGUAGUAUGUUCUCUUGUUUUACCGAUGUAAGGAAGCUGGAGAAUUCUAAUUCUUCUAAAGAAAUGGAACAGAUAACAGCCGCUAAUGGUGCAACCAUCUUUACUUCUACACAAAGCGAAGCAACACUUCCGGAUAUUAUUGGCUCCAAAUCAUCUUUCCCUGAAUUAUCAUUCGAAACAGCAGCACCUGUCUAUGCUAAGCCACGUGGAACUGGCAAAAAUAUUUAUAAGACAGAAAUUGGUGAAGAUGGACAGCUUGUAGCGAACUACGUUUUAUUCGAAGAUUCGAUGAAGAAAGCAAAAGUAGUAUGGCAGACAUAUGCAGGAAUGACAACUGAGGAACGUGACAUUUACAUGGCCCAUUUAAAGGCUAUCCGAGAACGACGACUGUCCUACAAUGAUCCAAAAAAAGGUUUUUUGGUAAUGACUGUAUCGCAGCAUUUGUUAAGAGGGAAAUGUUGUGGUAGUGGUUGUCGUCAUUGUCCUUACCAACAUGAAAAUGCUGCGUUACAAAUUAAGAAAUCAAAAGUAUGGAAUGGUGCAUUCUACAUACACGAACUGAGUCGACACCGAACUCGACCGCCCAGUACGGGCAUUGAACGACGUACACGACUACUGGUUGUCGACAAUUCAGCACUUGGUAAAGAGGCCAAUACAUCUGGUAAAUUAGCCUACUGCAUCGAUGUUUACAAACCAGGUGGACGAAAGAAGCAUAUGCCCCAUGCCACACUUGGUGACAAGAUCUUGGUUGCAAUACGAGGAGAGAUGAAACAGGCGUUUGUGGUGGGAGCUAAAAUAGAUGUAAACUAUCGAAAACAUGGAAUACCUUCAACGGAUACCAACAACAUCGUACUUCUUGAUGAUGAAGGAAAUCCUCUUGGAACUCGUGUGCUCAUGCCAAUUCCAGCAAUCCUUCAACGAAAACGAGCAAAUUUACAAUUUUCAAAAAUAUUAUCGAUUGCUACGAAAUACUUCUAA